CGUCACUGGUAAGCGCCCCUCUGCAUCAAGGGAACGAUGGCUUUAGGGCCGCCACCUCGGCUGGUGUCACUAGCAGUUCGGUUGCUUCUGGUACCCCGACGGAACAUAGCGGCGCGCGGUUCCGACGAGCCCUUGCCGGUGGUGCGCAUUCCGCGGGCUCUGCAGCGACGGCAGCAACAGCGCGACCGUGGGAGUGUCCCACGGCCGGUGCUAGUGCGACCUGGUCCGCUGCUGGUCUCGGCGCGGCGGCCGGAGUUGAACCAGCCCGCGCGCCUCACGCUGGGUCGCUGGGAGUGCGCGCCACUGGCUUCGCGUGGCUGGAAGCAUCGGCGGUCGCGUACGGAUUAUUUUUCCAUAGAGCGAGUGCAGCAAGAGGCGCCCGCCCUGACGAACCUCUCGUCCCGUGGCAGCUUCGUGGACCUGGGUCUGGAACCCCGAGUGCUACACGCGCUUCAGGAGGCUGCGCCCGAAAUCGUUCGGCCAACCUCAGUGCAGUCGAAAACCAUCCCCCCGCUGCUUCGCGGCCGCCACAUCCUUUGCGCUGCCGAAACCGGUAGUGGGAAGACCCUCAGCUACCUUUUGCCCCUGUUUCAGCGUCUCCUGAGCCGGCCGGACCUGGAUUCCCGCAGUUCCGCAGCUCCCCGGGGCUUGGUUCUGGUACCUUCCCGAGAAUUAGCCGAACAGGUGCGGACUGUGGCCCAGUCAUUGGGUAGGUACUUGGGCCUGCAGGUGCUAGAGCUUGGAGGAGGCCUUGGCAGGGCCAAGCUCAAACUGCAGCUGUGUAGACAACCGUCAGCAGAUGUGCUUGUGGCCACUCCGGGGGCUCUGUGGAAGGCCCUGAAAAGUCAGCUUGUCAGCUUACAGCUUCUGUCCUUCGUAGUGCUGGAUGAAGCAGACACAUUGCUGGAUGAAAGCUUCCUGGAACUCGUGGACUACAUCUUGGGAAAGAGCCCUAUAGCAGAAAGUCCAGCUGAGUUAGAAGACCCCUUUAAUCCCAAAGCUCAGUUAGUGAUGGUGGGAGCCACGUUUCCAGAAGGUGUAAACCAAUUGCUGAGUAAAGUCACCAGCCCGGACUAUCUCACCACGGUCACCAGCUCCAAGCUCCACUGCAUCAUGCCUCAUGUCAGACAGACCUUUCUGAGACUAAAGGGAGCAGAGAAGGUGACAGAACUGGUUCAGAUCCUCAAACAGCGUGACAAAGCCAGCAAGGCAAAACCCUCAGGAACUGUCCUGGUGUUCUGCAACAGCUCCAGCACCGUGAACUGGUUGGGAUAUAUUCUGGAUGACCACAAAAUUCAACAUCUAAGGCUGCAAGGGCAAAUGCCAGCCUCAAUGAGAACAGGUAUCUUCCAGAGUUUCCAAAAGGGUUCCCAAGACGUACUUGUCUGCACAGACAUAGCCUCACGAGGUCUAGACAGCAUCCAUGUGGAACUGGUCGUCAAUUAUGAUUUCCCCCCUACUCUGCAAGAUUACAUCCACAGAGCAGGAAGGGUGGGUCGUGUGGGCAGUGAAGUGCCAGGGACCAUUAUCAAUUUUGUGACCCAUCCCUGGGAUGUGAGCCUGGUUCAGAAAAUUGAGCUGGCAGCUCGUCGAAGAAGAAGCCUUCCAGGACUAGCAUCUUCAGUGAAAGACCCUUUGCCUCAACAAGCCUAAUCUUUGGCUGGCUUACAUCUUGAUGCUAGAACAGGCAUCUCGCUGGGGGAACGGGAUUGAAUACAUUUGGAUCACUACACCACCCCUUGCCUCUCUGAAAACAUGAUGAACUGUUUGGAGACUUGAAAAAGUAAGCUACUGGCCAGAACUGGACACUGACAUAUUAAAAAAAUAAAGUGGGGGCUGGAGAGAUGGCUCAGAGGAUAAGAGCACUGACUGUUCUUCCAGAGGUCCUGAGUUCAAUUCCUAGCAACCACAUGGUGGCUCACAACCAUCUACAAUUCAGUCUGGCGUCCUCUUCUCGCAUGUAGGCAGAACACUGUGAUAAAUAAAUAAACCUUUACAAAAAAUAAAGUGGAUUUUGACUUUAUAUAAUACCAUGAUUUCAUUCUGCUUCUAAUUGUGUGUGUGUGUGUGUGUGUGUGUGUGUGUGUGUGUGUGUGUGUGUAGGUCAGAAGACAACUUUGUAAUCAGUUCUCUCUCCACCUUUCUGUGCUAGCUGAUUAAUGCUAGCACUGCAGGUUUGUGCCUCCACACCUAGCAAAUCAUGAUUUUGUGUGGACUUCCCUAACAGUAACCAACUUCUGAACAGAAUUUUCAACUGUGAAUGAACCUUCCAAUUAAGGUUCUGGAAGCCAAACCCUGGCCUUCUGCAAGUAUGCACUCUUCCCUACUGAGCCAUCUAUCCACACCCUGUGGGGUUUUUGUUGUUUCUCCUUGUCAUGGUUUUUUGGCAUAAUGACAGUUUAACCCAGGACUCAAGUUUGUUGGUCAAGUGUUCUACCGAUAAGCUACAUCUCAAACACUAUUGUUUGUUUUGAAAAGGGAAGUGAAAGGAUUGUCUGUAUUAUGUCACUGUCAUGAGUGUGUUUUCUGCUAAAUACAUUUCUACAAAAUAUCCUGCCAGUCCCACUUUGUAAGAUCACUGGCAAGAACUGUUUUUCCUUGCAGCACCUUUAACAUCCUCCCAGUGUACGACAAGUUUAAAUACAGUGACCUAUAACACAUAAAUAUGAUGAGCUUGUCAUGUUUCUGUAAGCUAGAAAUCUGGAGUGCAAGCAUGAACAACAUGAAGCCCCAGUGUUAUUGAAAAAAACACCGAUACUGGGCCAGUGAAAUGAUUAAAUGAUUAUUGCACCUGGCAUCAAGUCUCACAACCCAC
This is a messenger RNA of Mesocricetus auratus (golden hamster), 2815 nucleotides long. It is a transcript of the gene Ddx28, whose product is annotated as DEAD-box helicase 28. Bases 37 to 1653 code for a protein of 538 amino acids. Gene Ontology annotation, cellular component: mitochondrion. Lineage: Eukaryota; Metazoa; Chordata; Mammalia; Rodentia; Cricetidae. The record is from RefSeq and is a predicted model, not a curated record. Gene Ontology annotation, molecular function: RNA helicase activity; ATP binding; nucleic acid binding. The transcript has a single exon. Gene Ontology annotation, biological process: mitochondrial large ribosomal subunit assembly.